This is a messenger RNA of Papaver somniferum (opium poppy), 2578 nucleotides long. RefSeq names its product protein RETICULATA-RELATED 6, chloroplastic-like. Lineage: Eukaryota; Viridiplantae; Streptophyta; Magnoliopsida; Ranunculales; Papaveraceae. Bases 102 to 2354 code for a protein of 750 amino acids. The transcript is spliced from 7 exons. The record is from RefSeq and is a predicted model, not a curated record.
CUCGUACUUAAACAAACAGACCCGUUUCCUCAUUCUUUCUUUUCUCUCCAUGGAGUGAGUAGUGAGUUCAAAGAGAGAACUGUUUUCUUGAGUUCUCAGAAAUGAAAUCUUUAGACUCAAAAACAGUCUUAUCUUACACUCAACACCAUCGGAAAAUCAAACAAUUCAAUGCCGAGAGACCAAAUUUCAGAACAAUUUCUCCUCGUUCUAAACAUCCAAAAACCAAUCUAAGAAUCCGUUCUUGUAAAAAUUCUGAUGAAAAGAAUGUUGAAAAAAUUCCAGAUAAAACAGGAAGACGAAAUGUAUUGGUUACACCAGCUUUGGCGAUUGGAUCAUAUUUCUUAAAAUCAAUUGUGGUUAAAGCAGCUGAAGAGAAAGGAGGAGGAGUGGAAGAGAAUGGAGUAAUCACAGCUGGGACUUCUCCUCCUCCUGCAGCUCCAGUUGUGGAGAAAGAGAAGGCGAAGGAAGAAUUAGAAGUGAUAAUAUCUAGGGUUUAUGAUGCUACAGCAAUUGGAGAGCCGUUAGCUAUUGGAAAAGAUAAGAGUAGAGUUUGGGAGAAAUUGAUGAAUGCGAGAAUUGUUUAUUUAGGUGAAGCUGAACAAGUACCUGUUCGUGAUGAUAAGGAGCUUGAAUUAGAGAUUGUUAAGAAUUUAAGGAGUAAGUGUUUAGAGAAUGAAAGACCUAUUUCGCUUGCUCUUGAAGCUUUUCCUCUUAAUUUGCAACAACAGCUUAACCAGUAUAUGGAUAAAAGCAUUGAUGGUGAAGCUUUGAAGUCUUACGCAUCACACUGGCCACCAGAACGCUGGCAGGAAUAUGAACCUCUUUUAAGUUAUUGUCGUGAUAAUGGAGUUCGCCUUGUUGCUUGCGGUACACCACUUGAGGUACUGAGAACUGUUCAAGCGGAUGGCAUAAGUGCCCUUUCUAAGGAAGACCGUAAGUUAUAUGCUCCUCCAGCUGGGUCAGGUUUCAUUGCAGGUUUUUCAUCCAUAUCCCGCAGGUCACCAGCUGAUCUAGCUUCACCAAAUCCAACGGUUCCUUUUGGACCAAGCUCGUAUUUGUCCGUACAAGCAAGAGUUAUCGAGGACUAUACAAUGUCUCAAGUCAUCCUUCAAGCAGCUGCAGAUGGAGGUUCCACGGGACUGCUUGUAGUGAUAACAGGUGCAAGCCAUGUCAUGUAUGGAUCAAGAGGGACAGGGCUGCCUGCUAGAAUUUCAAAGAAAAUGCAAAAGAAAAAUCAGACGGUCAUAUUACUUGAUCCGGAGAGGCAACAACUACGAAGAGAGGGAGAAGUUCCUGUUGCUGAUUUCUUGUGGUACUCUGCAGCAAGACCUUGUAGUAGGAAUUGCUUCGAUCGUGCUGAAAUUGCUCGAGUGAUGAAUGCAGCUGGCAGGAGGCGAGAUGCUUUACCUCAGGACAUACAGACCGGACUUGAUCGUGGUCUCAUAGCACCAGAAGUAUUACAGAACUUCUUUGAUCUGGAGCAAUAUCCUGUCAUUUCUGAACUCACUCACCGCUUUCAGGGUUUCAGGGAAAGAUUGUUGGCAGAUCCCAAAUUCCUAAAUAGGCUAGCUAUAGAAGAAUGUAUCUCAAUAACAACGACACUCAUAGCACAAUAUGAAAGGAGAAAAGAAAAUUUCUUUGAAGAAAUUGAUUAUGUAAUUACAGAUACAAUCAGGGGAGCCGUUGUUGAUUUCUUCACCGUGUGGCUCCCUGCCCCAACUCUAACCUUUCUUCCCGAUGCUAGUGAUAUGGCUGUGCCGGAGAGCAUGGAUGCAUUACAGGGUAUUCUUGGAUCCAUUCCAGAUAAUGCAUUUCAAAAGAAUAUUGCUGGCAGGGACUGGCAGUUGAAUAAUAGGGUUGCGUCUGUAAUUGUUGGGGGUCUUAAACUUGCUGGAGUCGGGUUUAUUUCCAGUAUUGGUGCUGUUGCUUCUUCCAAUAUUUUGAACGCAAUACGCAGAUUGCUUAAUCCUGCACUUUCUGUUGAGGAAAACAGCAGAAGGACUCCACUACUUAAGUCAGCUGUUGUUUAUGGAUCGUUUCUCGGAACUUCAGCAAAUAUACGGUAUCAGAUUAUUGCUGGCUUAGUGGAGCACCGGGUUGGAGAAUAUCUGCAAACUUCUCAACCUAUUCUCGUUAAUGUUCUCUCUUUUGUUGUCCGCACACUUAACGCUUACUGGGGAACCCAGCAAUGGAUUGAUCUUGCAAGGUCGACAGGAUUGCAGAAAAGGAAGGGUGAAUUACCUUCUUCUGAAAUAUCAGGUACUUCUGAAGCAUCCUUAUUGAGCGGCAAUGCAAUCCAAGAAUCUAGUAUGACAGAGGAAACCCAAAACCAAUCAGGUGAUAAUCCUACAUAGAAUAACGCUCUGACGACUUUGUAUCAAUAUCUAUUAUUUGUCGUCAAUUUUGUACCAAUACUCCUACAGAUAAGUUGAGAAAUAUAGCAAAACAAGUGUCAAAAAUCCAUCCCCGUAUCUCUUCUUCAUAGCCAUUACAUAUUUUGUUUGUUUGUAUAGAUUUCUCAUAUUCCAUUUGAAUUCACAAAUUAGAUUCUGAUCUUUGUGGAAAGAUAUCCACUCAA